Messenger RNA from Gryllus bimaculatus (two-spotted cricket), 3689 nucleotides. The record is from the annotation of a GenBank genome assembly. Lineage: Eukaryota; Metazoa; Arthropoda; Insecta; Orthoptera; Gryllidae.
AUGGAGUUGGAGCGUCCAGUGUGUGUGUUCCUUAGGCAGGAUGAGGGCCGUGAAAGACUUUGCAGUGUCGAAGAGAAGGAUCCUCUUGGUUUGUGCUGUGAAGAGUCUUCCAUCAAACGGGAGGAUGCUUCAUGGUCCUCAGGCGCGGAGGCCGAGGGGAAGCGGAACGCCGACGGGCCGCGGCGGAGGAGACCGCAGAAGAAGACUUGCGCUUCGCCCUCGGGGCUGCAGAUGCACGCGGGCCUUCUGGAGAGACAAGCCCCCAAGGAGCGCCCUGCCGCCCUCACUUCGUCCGAAGGCCUCCAACUUCCCACGCACGCGCCCACGGGAGACACGCCGAAGUCAAAGCUCCUCAUUCACAGCCGCACUCGUGCGGGAGAUCGACAGUACAGCUGCAGCGUGUGCUCUAAGGCAUUCAGCCAUAAAUCAACUCUCUACACACAUUUGCGGACGCACACGGGAGAACCCCAGCACAGUUGCAGCGUGUGCGGGAAGGCAUUCAAUAGAAAACACCACCUCGCCUCUCACAUGCUCACGCACACGGGAGAACGCCCGCACAGUUGCAGUGUGUGCGGGAAGGCAUGCAGCCAGAAAUCAAACCUCAUCACUCAUAUGCGCAUGCACACGGGAGAACGCCCGUACAGUUGCAGCGUGUGCGGGAAGUCGUUCAGAGAAAAAUCAACACUCACAUAUCAUAUGCGCACGCACACGGGAGAACGCCCGCACAGUUGCAGUGUGUGCGGGAAGGCAUUCAGCGAACAAUCAACACUCACAUCUCAUAUGCGCACGCACACGGGAGAACGUCCGUACAGUUGCAGCGUGUGCGGGAAAGCGUUCAGGGAUACAUCAACCUUCGCAUCUCAUAUGCGCACGCACACGGGAAAACGCCCACACAGUUGCAGCGUGUGCGGGAAGUCGUUCAGAGAAAAAUCAACACUCACAUCUCAUAUGCGCACGCACACGGGAGAACGCCCGCACAGUUGCAGUGUGUGCGGGAAGGCGUUCAGCGAACAAUCAACACUCACAUCUCAUAUGCGCACGCACACGGGAGAACGUCCGUACAGUUGCAGCGUGUGCGGGAAAGCUUUCAGGUUUACAUCAACCCUCGCAACUCAUAUGCGCACGCACACGGGAGAACGCCCGCACAGUUGCAGCGUGUGCGGGAAGGCGUUCAGCAGAAAAUCAUCACUCACAUCUCAUGUGCGCACGCACACGGGAGAACGCCCACACAGUUGCAGCGUGUGCAGUAAAGCAUUCAGCCAAAAACAACACCUCGCCUCUCACAUGCGCAUGCACACGGGACAACGCCCGCACAGCUGCAGCGUGUGCGGUAAAGCAUUCAGCAAAAAACUCAACCUCGCCUCUCACAUGCGCACGCACACGGGAGAACGCCCGCACAGUUGCAGCGUGUGCGGGAAGGCGUUCAGCGAAAAAUUAACACUCACAUCUCAUAUGCGCAUUCACACGGGAGAACGCCCACACAGUUGCAGCGUGUGCGGGAAGGCGUUCAGAGAAAAAUCAACACUCACAUGUCAUAUGCGCACUCACACGGGAGAACGCCCAUACAGUUGCAGCGUGUGCGGGAAGGCAUUCAACGCAAAAUCAACACUCAGAUCUCAUAUGCGCAGGCACAGAUAGAUCUGCCACUGUCAAAGACAGUACGUUGCGAUGAGUGCAAUGUGGCUGUUACUAAUUAAGAUUCUCUAGCGGUCAGGUUCCAUUUGUCACAAGUGCGAUCAUACCUAUUAUGUAGUGCUCUGCAUUUUCUCAAGGAGAUUUUUAUUAUUCUCAAUACAGUGCAUUAUGUGUCCAUUUCCAAGUCAGCAGAAAUUGGGUACUUUUAUUACUCCUACCAUUAAAAUAUAAUAAUUCAUGUGUAGCUUGUUAGAUCCUAGCAGUUGGCUUUACAUAUUGUUUUACUUGAAAAUGUAAUCCUCCAGAACACAUGCCACAAUGUGACUGGGCAAUGUAAACGCCAAUAAUUAAUAGGAGAUUCAAUUCUAAGUAAGUGAAGGUAAUUUUGGUCAAGGAGGUGAAAAAAAAUGACAUUUCAUAUACACAAUAUUCAUUUCUGACUUGUAAUGUAACCACCGACUCACCCGAUUACCUGAUAUCCGUCGGCGAUUCUGCUUUGCCCGGCUGCUUCGUCGGCAGACUCCCUAGAGGAAGGCAUGUGUGAUUGCCCAACUACUGGAUAGAAAGACUGAGGCAUUUUCUUAAUAUUACUUUAAUCAAUAUUGGAUUCAGUGCGGGUGAAGCCCAAUGCCAGAACAAAACUUAUAAUUAACUUACAACUAAUCUUAACUUAAGAAGACCGGCAUGGCCAGAGUUCGAAGCAGCUCCGUGGUUUUUCGCCCUUCCGGGCGGUCGUGACCCAGCUUACAGGGGCGGCGUUCGGGCUUCCCAGCGCCCGGCAGGUCUGGCGGCGGGCAGCCACAGUAGGUACUUGCCCCAGGCUCCUUUUGUGGCGACCACUCGGCGGCCCACACUCGCGGGCGGCGGCGGGUCGCUUCGUGGUCGUGUCUAGCACUUUGCCCUUGCAGUCAGGCACUCACAUGUGGUGUCCCGGUGCAUAGUUCUGCUUCCGCCACGCCCGAGACGGGCUGCGAUGAUGGCGCGGCAUUCGUGGCGACCAGGCACGGCUCCGAAUCAAAGUAACAAGUCUACCCGCUCCGCCGGAUCCAUAAACAAGUGAUCGAUCGUCCUUCGGCCGUUCCUCAGGAAAAGGUCGCGUGCUGCCUCCCCCGCGUCUCACAUCGCAAUUGGUCGUCGCGGCCCCCGUGGUUUUUCCGCCCAAAAGACGCCAGCGGCAUAGCUGCGUCCCGGCAACUUUCUCCGAAGUAACCUCCGUCAUGUAAAUUCCAAGAACUGGGCGCGGGUAAUUCCGUUGCUCGGGUUUGGGGGUGCGGGAGGCGUAUUUCCCCAUGCCCCGCGAGUGUGCGGCCGGCGUGGGUUGCGUUGAACAAAGGAGGGGUACUCCUCCGUUCCCUCGGCGCGCUAAGCGGCCUUUACGCAGGCGCGCAUCGAUCUUAAAUUGUUUGGAAUAAGGAGAGAUAUACACGGGCCAAUAUGAAACUUUGUUACUCAUAGUAUCUACUUUGCUAUGUAAUAUUUGUACAAUCGAUGUAACCACAUUAAACCACUUAUACGAGUACAAUAUUAGGUCUUGUGCACGUGAAAAGUGAAACCUUAAAAAUGUAAAUAUGUAUAGAAAAUUGCAUACAUUUCUGAAGUCAAGAAGUGGAGAAAAAUUACUCCUCGGAUUAAAAAUUAACAGCUCCAGGACGAUGAAACUGGUAUCUUCCAUUUUUUUUUCAAAUUCUUAUGCAUUACACAUUUUAGAUAAUUAUCUUGUUCACCAGUAUUAUGUAAAAUACAAAAACUAGAAUAUGUAUCACUAACACCAUCAGUAUUCUACCAUUGGUACAUAUCACCUGUAUGCAAAAUAAACUUACCAUGCCAAUUUUGUAUGUUUUUAAUUAUUUACAUUACUAAUUCACGUUUGUUCUUUCAAUUAGUAACAUCAUUCGAGUCCAGAAUUUUGAACGUACUAGGUAAUUGUGAAAAUGUACAGGAAAAAAUUCACAUUUAAACCUCAUUUUUUUAUUUUUCUUUGCCAAAGUAAUAGUGGAUAUUAAAGCAUGUUACAUGAUACAAGUGUAAUCUUUAGCAAGAGCCAUUGAAUAAAA